AUGAUGCUAAGGGCAAUUGUUUUAUUUUUCUUUCUGCACGUCCGCAUUACUGCGUUGGAUUUAUCAUGUUAUGUACACAAUCGAUCAGAUCACACAAUAUUCUGUCGGUCGAGUGCUAAUUUACCGGAAAGAAACUAUUUUCAGAUAAAAUACAUUUAUCUGGUACAAGAUUUGACGAUUGAUACUCAUGAACAUUAUUCGAAGUUGGUUAAAGUGUCCAAACAUUGUGAUAGAGCUUGUGAUGUAGCUCGACCACCUCAACCAUGCUCUCAAUCGGAAAACCAUGGUUGCAAAUGUGGAUGGACGUUCUAUAACGUUACUAACUCAUGCUAUCGAGUUAUGAGAACUGCAAUCGGUUAUACUUUUGAUGAAGCUGAAAGAGAUUGUGUUCUGCGAGGGGGUGAUUUGACUUCCAUUCAUAGUUCCGAGGAGAACGAAUUUCUCGCUCACUUAUCCGGAACUGGUAAACGUUUCCAAAUGCAAGAACAUGCUUGGAUAGGAUUGUAUCGAGAUCAUCUCUCAAAACUCAAAUGGAUUGAUGGAACUGAAGUAGAUUACCAAAUAUGGUGGGACAGUCAGCCGGAUAACUUCAAUGGAACAGAAGGAUGUAUACAGUUGCGCAAUUGGAAACAAUCAAUUGAACAACGAUGGAAUGAUGUGAAUUGUGAAAGACGAAUGAAGAAAUACAUUUGUCGGGCAUCUCCGAUAAUACUCGACGACGAAGAAUGA
Auanema sp. JU1783 is the source of this 729-nucleotide messenger RNA. Lineage: Eukaryota; Metazoa; Nematoda; Chromadorea; Rhabditida; Rhabditidae. The record is from the annotation of a GenBank genome assembly.